Molecule: messenger RNA, 281 nt
Organism: Pterocles gutturalis (yellow-throated sandgrouse)
Lineage: Eukaryota; Metazoa; Chordata; Aves; Pterocliformes; Pteroclidae
Gene: MED9
Product: mediator complex subunit 9
Exons: 2
Biological process (GO): regulation of transcription by RNA polymerase II
Cellular component (GO): mediator complex
Molecular function (GO): transcription coregulator activity
Source: RefSeq, a predicted model, not a curated record
CGAGAGAUACGGGAGUUCAAACAGAGCAAGAAUUUAGCCUGCCCCUUGGCAAUGUUUUAAAGGUCAUGGACAAGGACAGCCAGGAUGUUCACCAGGUGCUGAAUGAGCUGAAGAACAAGUUCCAGGAGAUGAGAAAGCUGAUCAACUCCAUGCCUGGCAUCGGCGUGAGCCCAGAGCAGCAGCAGCAGCAGCUGCAGAACCUGCGGGAGCAGGUCCGGACCAAAAACGAACUGCUGCAGAAGUACAAGAGCCUUUGCAUGUUUGAAAUCCCCAAGGAGUAG